UUACUAAACCUAUGCCUGGCUGCUGCAGCAGUGACAUGUGGUUUUGGGGUAACUCUGAUGUAAACAGUGUCUUCAACCAAUCAGGUGCAUUGUCCCGCCCCUAAGCCUGCUUUAGCCUCAAGUGAUUGGCUGCCUCCUGUCAGAUGCUUAGCAUUAUUGCUAGUGAUCGCAGCUUGUUACCUGCUCUCUCUGUAAGUACAUUUUUCAGCUAAAUAUUACAGCUUUAUGGUUAUCAUUUAUAAAUAGGGAGGAAUUGCACAUCUUGUAGCAUUAUUUAUUUAGCAGCAGGCAGAGAUUUCUGCACAUUCCCUGUGCCACUGACAGUGCUAAAGAGCCAGGAUGGCAGUUAAUGGCAGUUGGGCAGCAGCUUCAUGGAUGGAAAUAUUAAAAUAUAGCAACACAAAUGUGUAGGGAUCUGUCAGUAUCACUUUGAUUAGUUGUGUCUGUUCUUUUGAAGUGGCAGUUGCCAUAUUCUAUACUCAUUUAGGAGGGUGUCUAGCCAACUGCCAAACUCUGUUGGAUGAUGGUGGGAGUUGUAGUUUAGUAACAGCUACAGGGCAACAGGUGCUGCUGAUAAUGUGUAUUUUCUCACACACCUACACUCAGGGGCAUAUUUAUUAUAGUGUGUAAGCCAAUAUCACCAUCUGGGAGCUGGAAAUCUGCUGCAGGGCCACAGGUUGGAGCCCAAAUGGAAACCAAUAAACCUUACAAUCAUGUUAAAAUCUAAAGUUAUGUCAUUGGUACUUUUACACCAUAUCAACAGUUUCCCUUUGGCUUCUCCUACCCACAAAUACAGGAAAAUUGGAUAUAUCUGGGCUUUGGUGUGACUACAGUUAUUAUGGAUCUAAUAGGGAUGUAUCAGUAUCACUUUGAUCUGUUUUUUGUCUGUGUGUCUGUCACUUUGUAGCGGGGCCAUAGUUGCUGCUAAUCUGUAUUUUCUCAUACACCUGCAUUAAGUCAACCAAUGCCCUUUCUGGACCCCACACAAUAGAGAUGGUUGGAGUGGCCUCAGUAUAAGAGCAGCUCCCAGUGGGCUUCAGCCAAGAACAAUUCCCAUCAGCCCUUUGCCUCCAUUUUAGCUGCGCAAGAUACCAAUCUCUCUUCUCUAUUACAGGAGAAAAAGUGAUGGGUUGCAAGAAAAGCAAAGUCGAGGUAAGGCUGCUCACGUUUCCUUUUGUCCUUUUACCUGGGAUAAAGAAUAUGGCGGCACUGGCAUGGGAGGGUGUGAGAGUUCAGGGCAAAAUGGAUGGAAGGCCAGGAUCAAACACCUUGGCCCAUGGAGCUCUACUUAUAUAAAUGAGACAGAUAAUUACACACACACGUUAUACUGAUACAACAAAUUCUACGCAAUUGGCACUUUCAUCCUUAAUUAAUGGCCACAAAAUACAUUUUUUCAUACCCAGGAUUUUGCAGUAUAAUGGCAGAAUAUUUUUUACCACAAUGAAUAAAUGAGAAACAAUCAUCUGAACUGGUGGGGGAGUGUAUUAUAAAAAAUAUUACAACUUAAUUUUUUCUUUCUGCAGAACUCAGUUCUUUCUAUUAAGCAUGAAAAUGCUUUUGUGGAGAUUCUAGAGAUCACCGAUGUGCGUGACUCUCUGGUGGAGUUUACUGCCACCUUAGAGCUGCCCGACCACCUGGCACAGCCAUCGUUCCUAGGUAAGUGUGACCAAUACUAAAAAGCACAUUUUAAUUUCCAAAAUUAGAGUUACACAUCUGGGAAACCAAUUUCAGUUCUGAUAAGGACCCCACUGCCAGAUAAUAAUGACAUCUGUGGUGUUUUUAUUCUUGUAGAAUCUCCACUUCCUGCUGGGUAUGAAGAGGACCCUGGCUCUUCCCACAACAUCGGAGGGGCCAUUCCUCUUCAUGAGCCUGAGGCUGAGCCAGCAGAGACUAUCCCCAUGGAUACAGCCAGCCCCACCAAUUUCAACUGGCUUUCAUUCGUAAGUACAUUGUAUGGGUGUGAAAUAUAUACAAACACACACAUGUAAUUGUUGGAUUCUUACUAUGCUUUACCUCUGUAGGAUGCCAAGGUGGAGGUCCCUGGGGUAGUUAUUACUUCAGAGGCCCUGGUGAAGAUUUGCGUGAAAGCAAAUAAAUAUGUACCACCAUACGAGCCACCAGCGAUGCCAUUUUUAUUGGGUAAGUUGGAUCGUACACUGACACCUUGAAAUUUAUGAUAUGGUUACUCAUAUUAUUCUUAGUACAUUUAUGUGAAUUUUAUGGACAUUUAUGUUUCAUUACAAUAGGAUACUUAUAUAUUUAUAGAGGAGAGUAUUUAUACUUUUUAUAAAGUGUAGGUCUAAUAUUGUUAUAUUGUAAUAAACUGUAUCAUCAUGUUGAGACUAUAUUGUUCCAUUUCUGCUUUCAUUUCAGAAGCUCCUGAUUGUGAUGCUGGCACGUCCAAUAACAGCGGACACAUUGUUCCCAAUCAGGAGCAAGAGUCUGAGCCAAAGGAAGAUAAUUCCACCUCUUCCAGUCUUCCAUCAGAAGUAAGUAGAUUCUACAGAUAUUAUUCUUUAUUCUUUGCUUCAGGGUUCUCAUUCAUUCUCAGUGGUGCACAUAUGAAAUUCAUGCAAUGUUUAUUCUGCGCAUAAUACUCAUUUGUCCUUUGUUUGCAGCUCAACAUCUCUGAAUUUGGCUCAGAUGUUGCCAAUAAAAUACAGGGCGCAGAAGGACCAUCUACCAGGUAUCUGAUUUGGGGCAUAUUCUCUUGUUUUGGUUUAGAAUUGUAAGUUGCUUAUAUAUUAAAAUAUUAAUAUUGCCUAAUUUGCACUGUUUGUAAAGCUUAAUUCUAUUAUAGUUCCCUUCUCAUUAGAGGGUUAUCAAUAACUGGCCAAUACCCUCUGGUGAUUGGAUGCUACAAAAAGUCACCAAAUAAACUGUAUAUUAGAUUAUUGUUGUCUGUAAACAUGAACAAAACAUAUAUUACAUUUUCUUUAUUUUAUUUUUCAGCCCUGUUGAGCCUGGAUCUCCCUCACUUGAUCAAUUCAACCUGGGUCAAGUGUUGGGAGAAGGAGGAUUCGGGAAGGUAUUCCUAGCCGAGCACAAGAACACCGAAGUGCUAUAUGCCAUCAAGGCCCUGAAAAAAGAACACGUUUUAGAAAAGGGCAAUUUGGACAGGUCAGUGAUAGGGGAGAGAUUAAUAUUGGUCAUAUCUGUGUCAUCUUUUCUUGUUAUAUUCAGCUUUAUAUGUAGGACAGUUUUCUCUUUUUAUAUUUAGUAUCUGUUUUACCUCACAUUCCUUUAAAUCAUUUGCAUUUGGUUAUUAUCUUCUGUAUUGCCCUGUGUCUGUUCAUAAGGGUAAAGGGUCAGUGUAAUGUUCCCUUGUGUGGGCCUCACAUGGUGAUAAUGGGAUGAUUUUCCCCACAGUGUCUUCCAUGAGAAGGAAAUCCUCCAGACGGUAAGUUCUUCUAACCACCCGUUCCUAGUGUCAUUACAUGGAACCUUCCAGACGGCGUCUCACCUUUUCUACGUCAUGGAAUAUCUACCUGGAGGUGACAUGUUUGACUUCAUAAGAUCAGUGGAACUAGAAGAACCGGACGUCAUGUUUUACACCGCAUGCGUUGUCCUUGGCCUGGAGGCAUUACAUCAGCUUGGCAUUGUCCAUAGAGAUCUAAAGCUGGAGAAUUUGCUGUUGGACCGGGAUGGCUACCUUAAGAUCGUAGACUUCGGCCUCAGCAAAGACAGAUUUGGAUACAGCGACCGCACUAACACCGUGUGCGGAACAAGAACAUACAUGGCCCCUGAGAUCUAUCUGAAACUUGGAUACGGCAUGGCCGCUGACUGGUGGGCCCUAGGAAUUACUGUUUACAUCAUGCUCCUGUAUGAGUUACCAUUCAACAACAAGGAUCCGGUUGAGCAAAUGAGUAGCAUCCUUUAUGAUGACAUCGAGCUGCCCGAAGAGCUAUCAGAGGAUGCCUCCACUCUAAUACAAGAACUGUUAGAGAAAGAUCCUGAAUUUCGCCUCGGUUCGGGUGACGCCGGGGCUGAAAUGAUUAAAGAGCACCCCUUCUUUAAAGAUAUGGACUGGGACCAUCUGUUGCAGAGAAGGAUUACGGCUCCAUAUGUACUGGGCAACGAAGACCUGGAGAGCCAAGAGAACCCUGGAUGCCAAGCUCCAGCACUGCCACCAACUGCUGCAAGGAUUCCAUCAGAGUUGCAAGAGGCAUUCAGAGGAUUCUGAAAGAACAACAAUAACACCUGAAGGAACAUCUGAUAAGUAGACGGAAUAGAUGGGGAGGGUGGAGGGCCAGUCCAUAUCCAUAUAAGAAGUCCAUUCAUAUAAAGUGAUGCUCAGGUGUCCCACCUCAGUAAUCUCUGACUGAGUAGGCUAAUAUAGGAAUAGUCUUCUCACACUUUGUAGAAUAUUCUAAAACCUCACCUGUAUAACAGACAAGUAAGUUUUAGUGUUAGGUGAGAAACAAACAGUGUAUUUUCACACAAACAGCUGACACUGUAACAUCCUGCCUGGAUUUGAACCAGCACCCUGCAGGUUAACUCUGUUCUAUGUAAGCAGAUAACUAGGUGCUUGGUUCCGUUUGCCCCACAAUACAUUCUGUCCGUAGCGGCUCCUUCUCUACAGUUGACGUUUGGCACCCUUGCCAGAGAGUCUUUGGAUUCUUGUGCAGUAAGACCUGGCAGCCCCCGAGUAGCUGUGAUUCAGGCCCAAAGCCAAAGGUAGCUGUUAUAGAAGAGCAGGCCAAGACCCCCUGCUUGUGGUUUGUGACAAACAGGCAAGUAAA
Molecule: messenger RNA, 4742 nt
Organism: Xenopus tropicalis (tropical clawed frog)
Lineage: Eukaryota; Metazoa; Chordata; Amphibia; Anura; Pipidae
Product: serine/threonine-protein kinase N1-like
Exons: 8
Coding region: 3476-4183 (235 amino acids)
Molecular function (GO): ATP binding; transferase activity; protein serine/threonine kinase activity
Source: RefSeq, a predicted model, not a curated record